CCUCUCCCUCAGAUGAGGUGGUGAUCAUGCAUCUAUAUUAAAAUAGCUCGUGAGAUUUGAACUCACCAUCUUCCGCUUCAGUAUCAUGUCAUGCGAAAAUAGCAAGGCACAAUCGUUAUUCUUAAAGCGAAUAAUUGUUGGUAAAUAUAUUUAAAAAGUAUACUAUAUUUAUAGCUGCGAUCAAUUUGAACACAAUUUUAACUGGUAUAAUUAAAUUCAAAUUUAUAUGCCAUCCAUUCAUCUGAAUUUACAGUGAAGUUGUAACUACCUGUAAUUAAACAGUUUCUUAAUAUUGUUUUGUAUUUUGUACUUUAUAGUCAACACAAUGCAUCAAUUUCCUCAAAUCCUUCUCCACAGUCAACACAAUGCAUCAAUUUCCUCAAAUCCUUCUCCACAACCGUUUUACGAAAUUUUAUAGGCUUUCUAAUGACGUGGGUGAUCUCUUAAUUUGUUGGCUUUUUUUGGCUUUGAACAUUGCGCUUUGUGGUGCCCGUAAACUGUUCGGUGUUUGGCUCCAGAGGAGAACACAAGAGAAGGGAAAAGAGAGCGAAAUGGGCUCUCCUAACAGUGCUCUGGAGCCGUGUCGCAGGAACGACGGGCGGCGGUGGCGGUGCAAGAGCGCGGCGGUCCCGGGAACCAACCUGUGCGGACACCACCUCGUGCAGUCGCUCGCCCGCAAGCGCAGGAGCUCUUCUUCGUCUGGUGUGAGCGCCCGCGAAGGCGCGAGCACGAACAAGAAGGCGCAGAAGAAGCUGAAGAGCUGAGCGAAGGGAGCGAGAAAGGCGGAGCACCGCUACGAAGAUGCUUACUACUGCUACUACUACUACUACGAGGGGCUCGGUGCGGGGGUGAGCGCACGGCGGAGCAGGGGAGGGGAAGCGGCGAUAUAGGAAGAAACCGACGGCGGUGAUGCGGAGGAUGAGGCUCUCUCUCUCUCUCUCUCUCUCUCUCUCUCGUGGUUGAACUUUAGAUUAGUGUCAUGCAUGAUAAAUAUAUACACACUUGUGCAUAGCUGAAACAGCAAUAGAAAGGAAUUGAGGAGGAGAUUAAUUUGCUAUUAGAACUAUGGAAAAAUAUAUAUAUUAUGGUAAUGUUGAUGAGAUCAA
This is a messenger RNA of Ananas comosus (pineapple), 1106 nucleotides long. RefSeq lists its product as uncharacterized. The record is from RefSeq and is a predicted model, not a curated record. The coding region runs from base 366 to 764 and encodes 132 amino acids. Lineage: Eukaryota; Viridiplantae; Streptophyta; Magnoliopsida; Poales; Bromeliaceae. The transcript is spliced from 2 exons.